AUGGUACAAACAGGUAUUCAAAUUGCAAUUGAUAGAGGUGGAACAUUUUGUGAUGUUAUAGCCAAAAUUCCAAAUCAAAAUGAUUAUGUUUUCAAAUUAUUAUCGGUUGAUCCUCAAAAUUAUAACGAUGCUCCAACUGAAGGUAUAAGAAGAGUAUUGGAAAAAGUUAAUUCAACUAAAAUUCCAAAAGAAUCAAAAUUAAAAUUAGAUCAAAUUCAAAGUAUAAGAAUGGGUACCACAGUUGCUACAAAUGCAUUAUUGGAGAGAAAAGGUGCAAAAGUAUUGUUGAUAACCACUAAAGGUUUCAAAGAUGUUUUAGUUAUUGGAAAUCAAACAAGACCUCAUAUUUUUGAUUUGACUGCAAAAAAGUUAGGUCAUUUAUAUGAUAAAGUUCUAGAAAUUGAUGAAAGAGUUACAAUCGCUGGUUUCUCCGAAGGCGGUGGUGAUAAAUUAAAGAUUGAUACAGAAUUAGAUCCUGAAUUAAAAGAAAGUAUUACUGGUGAUAUUGUACGAAUUAUAAAAGAGCCAGACUACGGAAAAGUCAAAGAACAGCUUCAAGAAGUAUUCGAUCAAGGUGAGAUUAAAACAAUUGCAUUAUCUUUAUUACAUGCUUACGCUUACCCAAAACAUGAAGCUGAAAUUGCGAAAAUAGCAAAAGAAAUUGGGUUUGAUGUUUCAGUAUCACAUGAAUUACAAUCAAUGAUUGGAUUUGUCAAUAGAACUUCUUCAACUGUUGCAGAUGCUUAUCUAUCACCAGUUAUAAAUGAAUAUAUACAAAAUUUUGGUGCUGGUUUCGAAGGUGGAUUAAAUGCCUUUGGUAAUAAAUUAUUAUUUAUGCAAUCAAAUGGUGGAUUGUGUCCAUGGUAUAAAUUCACUGGUUUAAAAGCUAUAUUAUCUGGCCCAGCCGGUGGUAUGGUAGGUUUUGGAGAGACAUGUUACGACUCUACAACCAAAAAGGCAACUAUUGGAUUUGAUGCUGGUGGUACAUCAACUGAUGUUUCAAGAUAUGCAGGUACAUUAGAACACAUUUAUGAAACAGUUGUAAGCGAAGUUAACUUACAAACUCCUCAAUUAGAUAUAUCAACUGUUGCAGCAGGUGGUGGUUCUAUGUUAUUUUGGAAGAAUGAUAUGUUUGUAACUGGUCCAGAAUCUGCUGGAUCUGAUCCUGGUCCAGCUUGUUAUAGAAAAGGUGGUCCAUUAACUGUUACUGAUGCAAAUUUAUUUUUGGGGAGAUUAGUACCUGAAAAAUUUCCAAAAAUUUUUGGUCCAAAUCAAGAUCAAUCUUUAGAUUGUGAUAUUGUCAAAGAAAAAUUUGAAGCUCUUACUAAGGAAAUUAAUAAAGAUCAAGCAUCAAAAGCUAUUGUUUUGAGUCCUGAGGAAGUUGCUAGUGGAUUUUUAAAAGUUGCAGUUGAAUCGAUGGCAAGACCAAUUAGAAAUUUAACAGAAGCUAAAGGUCAUGAAACUGCUUUACACAAUUUAGCAUGCUUUGGAGGUUCUGGUGGUCAAUUUUCUGUAUCAUUAGCUAAAAAUCUAGGAAUUACAAAAGUAGCAGUUCAUAAAUAUUCUUCACUAUUAUCAGCAUAUGGUAUUCAGUUGGCUGAUAUAGUUAUUGAAAAACAAUCUCCAGCUUCCUUGACUUAUGAUGAACUGACUUUUAAAGCAAUUGAUGAUAAGAUAAAACAAUUACUAGUAGAUGCCGAAAAAGAUUAUGAAGAUCAAAAAUUAACACAAUUUAAAACUAGAAGAGAAAUUUAUUUAAAUAUGAGAUAUGUUGGUAGUGAUACUCAUUUAUUGAUUCCAGUUAUACUUGGUGAGAAUAAUGGUGAUGAAAAAUUCAUAGCUAGACAUAAAUCAGAAUUUGGGUUUAAUUUAGAUAGAAAAGUUUUAGUGGAUGAUGUUCAAGUUUUGUUAGUUGUUGAAUCAGACGACAAGGAAAAGCAUAAUCCUUACCAAGAGUUUGAGGAUUUGAAAACCACCAGUGAAGCUCCACCAGCAACAAUAACACAAAAAGUCUAUUUUGAUUCUUUUGGAUGGUUAGAAACUUCAAUUUACAUAUUAUCAGACUUAGAUAAAGGUACUAUUGUAUCUGGUCCUUCUAUAAUUAUUGAUGAUACACAAACAAUCAUAAUUGAACCAAGAUCAAAAGCUGCCAUACUAUCAAGUCACGUUUUAAUAGAUGUUGAACAGGAAGAAAAACCACAACUUUCCAAAACAACAGUUGAUCCAAUUCAAUUAUCUGUUUUCGGUCAUAGAUUUAUGUCAGUUGCUGAACAAAUGGGGAGAACGUUACAACAAACAGCUAUAUCAACGAAUAUAAAAGAAAGAUUAGAUUUUUCAUGUGCUGUUUUCGAUCAUAAUGGUGAUUUAAUUGCUAAUGCUCCUCAUAUUCCUAUUCACUUAGGUUCAAUGUCAUAUGCCGUGAAAGCUCAAUUAGAAUUGUGGAAAGGAAAAUUAAAACCCGGUGAUGUAUUGGUUUCAAAUCAUCCAAAAGCUGGUGGAUCACAUUUACCUGAUAUCACGGUUAUUACUCCAGUUUUGAACGACCAAAAUGAACCAAUUUUUUGGACUGCUUCUAGAGGUCAUCAUGCUGAUAUUGGUUCUAUUGCUGCUGGUUCUAUGCCACCUAAUUCAAAAACUAUUUACGAUGAAGGUGCUGCUAUUAUAACUCAUAAAUUAUGUUCUGAAGGUAAAUUUGACGAAGAAGGUAUUACCAAAAUAUUAGUUGAUGAGCCAGCGAGACAUCCAGGGGGUUCUGGUACAAGAACAUUAAGUGAUAAUAUUUCCGAUUUAAAAGCUCAAGUAUCAGCAAACUAUAAAGGUAUUGUAUUAUUACAAAAAUUAAUUGACGAGUUCAGUUAUGAGGUUAUAAACCUUUAUAUGGGAGGUAUUCAAUCUACUGCAGAAGUAGCAGUUAGAAACUUAUUGAAAUUAGCUUAUCAAAAAUUUGGUUCAAAAGAAUUAAAAGGUAUAGAUUAUAUUGAUGAUGGUACGGCUAUAGCAUUAACAGUUACAAUAAAUCCAGAAACUGGCUCAGCAUUAUUUGAUUUUAGUGAAACGGGUGAUGAAAUUUAUGGAAAUUUAAAUGCUCCAACUGCUAUUUUAUAUUCAGCUGUACUAUAUGUUUUAAGAUGUUUGAUAAGUACUGAUAUUCCUUUAAAUAAUGGAUGUUUAAGACCUAUUGAAUUUAAGACAAGACAAGGUUCAUUAGUUGCACCAUCUUAUGAUGCAGCAGUUGUUGGUGGUAACGUUGAAACAACUCAAAGAAUAGUUGAUGUUAUGUUGAAAACAUUUGAAGCAGCUGCUGGUUCACAAGGUACAUGUAAUAAUUUAACAUUUGGAGCAAGUGAUAAAGAAAAUGGAAUAUCAUUUGGUUAUUAUGAAACAAUUUGUGGUGGAUCAGGUGCUGGACCAACUUGGGAUGGUCAAUCAGUUGUUCAAUGUCAUACAACAAAUACAAGAAUGACAGAUACUGAAAUAUUUGAAAAAAGAUAUCCAGUUUUACUACAUGAAUAUUCAGUUCGUAAAAAUUCAGGUGGUAUUGGUUUACAUACUGGUGGUGAUGGUGUAAUUAGAGAUAUUGAAUUCUUGUAUCCUUUAGAAGUUUCAUGUCUUAUGGAAAGAAGAAGUUUAGCACCAUAUGGAUUAUUAGGUGGCUCAGAAGGUAAAAGAGGAAUUAAUUAUUGGUAUUAUAAAGAUCAUAAUGAUGAUAGUAAUGAAUUGAAGAGAAAAUCUAUAGGUGGUAAAUGUACCGUUAAAGUUAAAAAGGGAGAUAGAAUUGUUAUUAAUACUCCAGGUGGUGGUGGGUAUGGUAGUUCAAAUAAAGAUUCGAAAAUUGCUAAUGGUGAAAAAUCAGUUAAUUAUCCAAUUGAAAGUACUCAACCUUCAAGAUUAACUGGUUCCGUUGGUAUGAGAUCAAUAAUACAAGAUACUAAUUAG
This is a messenger RNA of Lodderomyces jiufengensis, 3936 nucleotides long. It is a transcript of the gene HYU1, whose product is annotated as 5-oxoprolinase. Gene Ontology annotation, biological process: glutathione metabolic process. Gene Ontology annotation, molecular function: 5-oxoprolinase (ATP-hydrolyzing) activity. The transcript has a single exon. The record is from RefSeq and is a predicted model, not a curated record. Lineage: Eukaryota; Fungi; Ascomycota; Pichiomycetes; Serinales; Debaryomycetaceae. Gene Ontology annotation, cellular component: cytosol. Bases 1 to 3936 code for a protein of 1311 amino acids.